Girardinichthys multiradiatus is the source of this 5101-nucleotide messenger RNA. RefSeq names its product dual specificity tyrosine phosphorylation regulated kinase 3 (gene dyrk3). Gene Ontology annotation, biological process: positive regulation of cell cycle G2/M phase transition; peptidyl-serine phosphorylation; peptidyl-threonine phosphorylation. The coding region runs from base 713 to 2578 and encodes 621 amino acids. Lineage: Eukaryota; Metazoa; Chordata; Actinopteri; Cyprinodontiformes; Goodeidae. Gene Ontology annotation, molecular function: protein serine/threonine kinase activity; ATP binding; protein serine/threonine/tyrosine kinase activity. The record is from RefSeq and is a predicted model, not a curated record. Gene Ontology annotation, cellular component: nucleus. The transcript is spliced from 6 exons.
CUCUGGGUUCACUGAAGACACCCUUAGCAACAACACACAGCUCGGUCAGAAUAAGAUACUCUCGCCACUCUCAAGGCGGAUUUAACAGCACUGACCUCAGCUGAAUCUUUACGCGCAGAAGGACCAUCCGCCUUUUUUUCUGCUGCGGACAUGGAGCUUGUGUGCGGCUCGCCUGAUUAUUUGACUAGCUUCCCCUGAAGAAGAGUGAAGCAGCUCUGAGCUAUCCCGAAAGAGGACGAAUCUCUGGGGUGGGGCGGUGGGGUGGGAGAGUGCUCAGCAUCGCUGUUUGCUAACAACCGAGUCAGCCAACCGGGACGGGAAUGGUGCUCUGGACCGACUUAUGGUCUUGUCAGAGAAAGGCGAGGGGUACGAGGGCCGAAUCAGCCAGCUGUGAUAUUCGGACUCAAACUGUUUUCAACGGAGGGAGAGGCUUCGGUCCGGACGGGUGUUUUUGUGGCUGCAUUGAGAGCUAGCUGGUCUGGCUAGCUGUGGGUAACGACCCCCACUGCCUGUUGAAGUCUUUUCAGACUGGAGCCGAGGCUGAAGUUAGCCAGAAGUAAAAAUACAGCAAUCUUUUGUUUUAAAAAACACCGGGAAUCACUGUUAAAGCCAGAAUAAAUACAUAAAGUAACCCCCUCGAAGAACAAAUUCGUGUUUAAACUAAAAGUUAAGUGGGGACUACUUUCAAACACUAAAACAAGACUUAUUGUGGAUGUUUUUUUUUUUAAUCUGGGUUUUUUUCCUCUAUGGAUGCUGGAAUCACGUUUUAAUUGCAAUUAUGAUGAUAAUAAGCAGAAAACCAGAAGGUCCGAUAGCAACAGCACGCCAUGGUGACGGCCUGUACGACUCCUACAUGAGAACAGACCACAUUCUGAAAGACGAAGCAGACACAAACAGCCCUUCUGGACUGCCCCCGAUGCCUAAACACACAGUUGUUGGUAACAAGGUUGUAAUGAGGGAUCAGGUGAACGUGCGAGGUGGCCAGCUGAAGGUCAAGUACCUGUAUGAAGACUCGACCAAUAACCGAAAAAUCAACGCGAUAACCACGGCUGUCAUUCAGAAUACUGGGAGCACUGGCCAAACGCCCACUAAACCUGCAGUCUCCAGUCUAUCCAAGGAACACAGUGUGGACAGCACUGAUUCCAGUAAGGGCUCCAGUGAAUCGUCUGGCUCACAAGGAGCUGGAAACAGUGGAAAACUGUGCAGCACACUCAGUCCUGAGCAGGCUCUGAGACUCUACCGGUCCCAGCUCACCACCCUGGAGCACACAGAGAUCCACUCCUACCCAGAAGUCUACUAUGUGGGACCUAACGCAAGGAAAAGGCCCGUCGUUGCUGGAGGAAACAACAACUGCGGCUACGACGAUGAGCAGGGUGGUUACAUUCAUGUUCCUCAUGACCACCUGGCUUACCGAUACGAGUUCCUGAAGAUAAUCGGUAAGGGUAGCUUUGGACAGGUGGCUAAAGUUUACGACCACAAACUGCAGCAGCACCUGGCUCUGAAAAUGGUACGCAACGAGAAGCGCUUUCACCGGCAAGCGCAGGAGGAGAUCCGCAUCUUGGAGCACCUGCGCAAGCAGGACCGCAACGGCGCCAUGAACGUGGUGCACAUGCUGGAAAACUUUACCUUCCGCAACCACAUCUGCAUGACCUUUGAGCUGCUGAGCAUGAACCUAUAUGAGCUCAUCAAGCGCAACAAGUUUCAGGGCUUCAGCUUGCCUCUGGUCCGGAAGUUUGCACACUCCAUCCUGCAGUGCCUGGAGGCUCUGUACAGACACAGGAUCAUCCACUGUGACCUGAAACCUGAAAACAUCCUGCUCAAACAGCAGGGCCGUAGCGGCAUCAAGGUUAUUGAUUUUGGCUCCAGCUGCUUUGAACACCAGCGGGUUUACACCUACAUUCAGUCCCGCUUCUACCGAGCUCCAGAGGUGAUCCUCGGCUCGCGCUACGGCCUUCCCAUUGACAUGUGGAGCUUCGGCUGCAUACUGGCCGAGCUGCUGACGGGCUACCCAUUGUUUCCCGGCGAGGACGAGGGUGACCAGCUGGCCUGCGUCAUGGAGCUGCUCGGCAUGCCCCCGCAGAAGAUACUUGAGCAGGCCAAAAGAGCAAAGAACUUCAUCAAUUCCAAGGGUCACCCUCGCUACUGCGGAGUCAACACCCUUCCGACCGGCGCCACUGUGCUGACGGGGACCCGUUCCCGCCGCGGCAAGAUGAGAGGCCCUCCAGCCAGCAAGGAUUGGAGCGUUGUGCUCAAAGGCUGCGAGGACCCCACUUUUACUGACUUCAUAAAGAAGUGUUUGGACUGGGACCCCUCUUCCCGCCUCACGCCUAGCCAGGCCCUCAGGCACCCCUGGUUGUAUCGCCGGCUGCCCAAACCCCUCCCUGGGACUGAGAAAAGCCAAGGGGUGCCUGUGAAACGACUCCCCGAGCACCACAGCACCUCCUUUCCCUCCAUCCUGACCAAGGGGGGGCCAGGAUUAGGCACAACAGCUCCCAGCAACAAACUCAAGAGCAGCAUGAUUGGAGAUUCAGGGGAGGCCAUACCUCUUCGUACAGUCCUACCUAAACUUGUCUCAUAAUAGGAAGAGAGAGAGAAUCCUCUAACCUCCUCUCCUCCCCACAUUCUCCUUCUACCCACUCCUCAGGAGGAGUCUGAAAUGGAGAAAGUGGUUUUAAAACUUGUUUGGUUGUUCUUUUAUUUGUUUUUCUAAGGAGGUGUCGACACUCCAGUUUCUGGUUUUAAUAAUUAGCUAAACAAAGGAGAGCUCCUGAAACAAAAAAAAAAAAAAAGAAGAAUUACAUAGAGGUUUUUAUACAGAGGAUUUUCUUAAAUGGCUGUGAAUGUUUCAGUUUACAGCCAGUUGAAAAGGUUUGAUUUUUAGAUGAUGCUUCCUUGUGAGUGGACAGCUUUUAAUUUGUUAAAAGAGAAAAUGUUUUUAACUUCUGCUCGAUCUCACACGAGUGUUCUAGCAAAACGCACUCGGGCACACCUGCACUGUCACUUGGCUCGCUUCACACGGGACACUCGCCAUUUUUCAUUUGUUCUUUACACGUGAAAAACUUGAAAAGGGCUGUAGAGAUUACUCCUAUCAGGUUAGAGUUGGCUAGGAAGAAAGUGGAUAUUAGGCCAGUUUCAGUUGAUCGAAAAAAAAAAUGCAACUAAAAUAUGAAUCUGUGCUCACAACACAAACGUCUUUAGAGAGGGAAGACAGGAGGAUAAUUACAGAAGAAUACAACGCCGUGUAAAAUUAUUCACCCCGCCGGAAGGUUUAACAUUUUUGUCAUGUUGCAACCUCAACCUUGGGAUGAUGUUUUUACAACCUGAAUCUGCUUUAAGCUUCUCCACGUCUUUAUCCCUAACCUGUCUGGUUGGUUCCUUAGUCGUCGUGAUGCUGUUUGUUCAUUAGUGCUCUCCAGGAAAACUUCUCUUGCCUUCACAGAACAGCUGGAUUUCCACUGAGAUUGAAAUCUUUGCUGUUCUUCUAUGCAAAAUAAUCCCAAGGCUGGUUAGAAUAGUCACAUGAUCCAGUUGCAGCCUUCAAAGGGUUUUCUUCCUGUAUUCCCCUAUAUUUAGGCUGCAACCAUGAAGAGAAGCACUCCCGUACCAUGAUACUGCCACUACCAUGUUUCACACAUGUGUGUUAGAUUUAAGCCAGUAAGCCUAUUUACUCAGAUGAUUUCUGACCAUGCUUGGCUUUGCAAUGGAUUUAAUUUACGGGUAACCAAGUAAAUGCGGGCUGAAUAUAAAAAUGCAUGCCACAAUUUAAUUAUUAUUAUUAUUUUUUUUUUUAACCAAUUUUGAAGCCCAUGCAUCCUCUUGAGUUUGUGGUUGUAACAUGUUAAAAAUGUUCAGAAACGUAUGAAUAGUUUUCCGGGGCACCUUUCUUCCUGCCCUUCCUUUUGCCUUAAGGACAUCAGCCCAGUGUUUGACGUUACUUUAGCUGAGAGGUGCUGCAGUGGGAAACAUCAAGGAAAAGGGCACAGGGCAACAUAUUUACAGCUUCUCUUCCCAGUUUUCCCAUACUGGUGGAAAAAAAAAAAAGGGAGGGCAAAGAGGACAGUAGCACCACUCAGACUCUGUCACGCAGGUGUCAUCGUCACACCCGGCAUUUAACGACUGGUUUUAUGAGGGGUUGCGAUGUGAGGCCGGCUCCCAUAACCUGGUAAAUAUAGAGAGAGAACCAGAGCAGUGAACAUAAAAACAUGCAGGGCGAUUGUCAGGAAGGUUUGGAUGUUUGUCAACCUGUGACAGGCCGAUAUGUUUGUCGGUGCGAGGUGGGAAAUAUUGUGAGGUAGCACGAAGAGCAGAACGUUUCAAAUGAGCCCAGAUCUCCCCUUCUGUAGGCGGGGGGGUUGAAGUAAAAGACAGGCCAGUGAUAAAGUAGGAUUAUUAUGGUACUGAAGACUGAUGUGUUUCUCAGGGAGACAUACUUGAUGCAUCCUUUUCAUUUACUGUGCUCCACAUACACUACAGUCAUUUACCGCUGCAGUGGGUGAGCAUGCAUGCAGAUCUGUCCACAGAGAGCGAGAGACUUCAUUUAUCAUGUUUUUUUUUUUUUUUUUUUUUAAGAGUAGGGCGGGUUUGGUGCCUGCGCUUUAGCAUGACCCAGAUUCACCACCCCCCACCCCCGACAUCCAUCUCCUCUCUUCACUGUCUUAUAUAGGGCAGGGAACCUCUCUGGCACACACAGAUAGUGAACCGUGGUGCUGUCCGAACGCAGAAACCCAUCAGGUGCAUGUUGAUUAUGGACCACACCGUUUAAAGAGUUCUGUCUCUCAGCCCUCAUUUUCUAAGCGACUCUGUCAGGGAUUUGUACUACUCCUCCAUUUUUAUUAUUAUUUUUAUAGAAGUGGUUUAUAAUUGCUUUUCACAUGAGAAUACCAAGAGGAUGUAAAACCUGAAAGCAGAAAAAGGAGAAAGUCGUGCACUGACAUGUGCUAGAGCAGUGUGAGUUAGUCGCCAGAUGUUUGGUCUUCAGCAUGAAAUCACAACCUGUUAACAAGACUGAGUGACUAUGACCUGAAAAGAGAAAUGUACAGAAACCAAAUGAAGUUGUGAUAGUUUCUUUUUCUAUAAAAAAAUAAAAUUUACUGUUAAGUGA